AUGACCAACAUAAGCAGGUCACCAUUCACAAAUGAGAUCGAACGGACAGAUCCACCUCGCGGGUUCACUAUGCCUCACUUCACUUCGUACAAGAGAGACGAAGAUCCGGAUCGAUAUCUCAAGCACUAUUGCAGUACCAUGAUCCUUUACAAGAACAACGAUGCGCUUAUGUGCAAAAAUUUUGCCAUAACUCUACAAGGCGAAGUGCAAGAUUGGUUUCACACUUUACCACCGCAGUCAAUCCGUAGUUUCAACGAACUUUCCUUUGUUUUCAUUAAGGAGUAUUCGUCUAACUGCUCAAUCAAAAGGACAUCCGACCAUCUCUUCAGCAUCAUAAAAGACCCUAGGGAGACAAUUCGUGAUUAUGUCAAGAGGUUCAAAGCUGAGAAGGCCAAGAUUGUUGGUUGCAAUGAGGACAUAGCAAUGGCAGCAUUCAGAAAUGGGCUUCCCACCGAACAUCUUUUAUUCGGAAAACUAAUCAUGGGAGAAGAACUGACCUUAAUAGCUUCGUAUGCUUGGCAGAAAAGCAUGCAUUAUGGGACGAGGCCAACCAGUCUAACAAAAAUGAGUCGAAAAAGAAGCACAUGGAACGUUCAUCGACCAAAGAAGACUCAGGGCCUGAAACAUUCACCAAGUUCACAGUUCCAAUCGGCCAAAUUCUCCGCAAGCUCAAGAAUGAACCUUGGUUCGAAUUGCCGUCACCCAUGA
Messenger RNA from Malus domestica (apple), 708 nucleotides. RefSeq lists its product as uncharacterized. The record is from RefSeq and is a predicted model, not a curated record. NCBI's taxonomy places the organism in Eukaryota, Viridiplantae, Streptophyta, Magnoliopsida, Rosales, Rosaceae.